Molecule: messenger RNA, 2460 nt
Organism: Callorhinchus milii (elephant shark)
Lineage: Eukaryota; Metazoa; Chordata; Chondrichthyes; Chimaeriformes; Callorhinchidae
Product: hepatocyte nuclear factor 4-beta
Exons: 10
Coding region: 226-1614 (462 amino acids)
Biological process (GO): positive regulation of transcription by RNA polymerase II; cell differentiation; anatomical structure development
Cellular component (GO): nucleus
Molecular function (GO): RNA polymerase II cis-regulatory region sequence-specific DNA binding; zinc ion binding; nuclear steroid receptor activity
Source: RefSeq, a predicted model, not a curated record
GAAAACAGGGACGUUGGGUAUCUAGAUACAUUCAAGGCCUUAUCGGUGUCAUACGCUCACAGUAAGAGAAAGACGGUAUCGAGCGUGCCAGAGCAGGAGCAGGGUCAACCUUCCCGUCGUUCUGCUUCCAACUUUAACAUGUAGUUGGGGUCGGAACCUUUUUCCUCUGUGGUUAGCAACCAGUGGCCUGGCCACCGACUUGUAACUUUUGGUCAAUUCAUAAUUAUGAAGCUUUGUGAACCCCCAAUGGACAUGGAUAUGCCUGACUACACUGAAACCUUGGACUCGUCUUACACUAUGCUGGAGUUUGACAGCUUGAGGGUUUUGCCACCAAACAACGAACCCAUUAUGUCCGAGGCUGGUAACAAUAACGUGCUAAUGAGCAAUGGUGUAACGAGUCUGUGUGCAAUCUGUGGGGACCGGGCAACAGGGAAGCACUACGGGGCUUCCAGCUGUGACGGAUGCAAAGGAUUCUUCAGGAGAAGCGUGCGAAAAAAUCACGUCUACUCGUGCAGGUUUAACAGACAAUGUGUGGUUGACAAAGACAAAAGGAACCAAUGUAGGUACUGCAGACUCAGGAAAUGCUUCCGAGCUGGUAUGAAGAAGGAAGCUGUGCAGAAUGAGAGGGACCGAAUCAGCAUUCGCAGGAGUAGCUAUGAAGACCUCGGCUCGCUUUCAAUUAACACACUGGUCCAAGCUGAAGCAAUGGCCCAACAGAUUUCUGCUUUUAACCCCGUGCAUCACGCUGAGAUCGCGAUGAAGAAAAUGGCAACAAUCAACGAUGUGGGCGAGUCCAUGAAGCAGCAGCUGCUGGUGCUUGUGGAAUGGGCGAAAUACAUCCCGGCCUUUUGUGAGCUGCCACUGGACGACCAGGUCGCCUUGUUAAGAGCGCAUGCCGGGGAACACUUACUGCUGGGUGUAGCCAGACGCUCAAUCCCCUACAAGGACAUCCUCUUACUCGGAAAUGACUUCAUCAUCGCCAGGUACUGCCCCGAGCUGGAGAUUAUGCGUGUGGCCAGCAGGAUCCUGGAUGAGCUGGUCAAGCCCCUGCGCGACCUGCAGAUCGACGAAAACGAGUUUGCUUGUCUGAAAGCCGUGGUCUUCUUCGAUCCAGAUUGCAGAGGCAUCAGUGACUCGGCGAAAAUCAAAAACAUGCGAUUCCAAGUGCAGGUGAACCUGGAGGAUUACAUCAACGACCGACAGUACGAUUCCCGCGGGAGGUUCGGUGACAUCCUGCUGCUGCUGCCGUCCCUGCAGUCCAUCACCUGGCAGAUGAUUGAACAGAUUCAGUUCGUCAAGCUCUUCGGGGUGGCCAGAAUCGACAACCUCCUGCAGGAAAUGCUCCUGGGAGGGUCCACUAGUGAUGCAGUGCAAUACGCCCACACUGGCCAUUCCAGUAUGUCCCACGGUCAUCUCAGCGCUCACGCAGCGCUACCUCCAAGCAUUCCUUCAGGAAUUCACUCUGUUCAAGACUCAUCUCCUGAUACCCCACUGUCUUCACCAUCCCCUGGUUCUGGAAAUGAAGACUAUAAACUACGCUCAAGAGGACAAAUCACAGCUCCUUCCGCACGGAUAGUGCCUCAUGCCAUUAUACCUAAGCAGGAGAUAUUGUGAAACUAAAAAAAAAUGCCGAUGCCCUUAAAUUUACUGUUAAAACACCUGCACCAGAGUCAUCGCUUACCAAGCAGAAGUAGUUAUUGUUUGAUGUACAUAAAGGAGAAUAAUUGCUUGUGCUUUCACUUAGUGUCCCCUGACUGCCAACAGAAUUAUGAAGCGUGAAAUGUUAACAGACAUUUUGCACUUCAGCAAUAUGUACAGAAGAGUCAGGUUUAAUAAAAUUUGGAUGGUCGUAAUUCGGAGACACUUGAGAAAACGAAUGUUGAUAUUUUCCAUAAAUUGUUUGAAAGUUUCCUGUGUUCUCACACUGACUGUAGCCAUUUGCAGAAAUGGGGUAGAAUAUAAACUUUAAAUGAUUUCUCCCGAGAGUUUGCCUCAGACUCGGUGCUUCCAUGGGCAGUGACAGGGCUGCUAAGCUCCAAUCAGCAUCAUUGCCCAUACCCUAGAAUUUCACCAGAGCGUGAGCAAUAAGGGAUGAAAUUUUGGCGACACUACUAACUGUUGCUACUUUAAUGAAAAUCUCAGAAUUGCGGACGAGCUUUCUUCAACAAUAUAUUGCGAUGACUAUUGUCUUUAAUAUUAAGCGAAGACACAUUUCAAAUUUGAAGCACUUAUCCAAAUCCCUGGCUCUUUCAUUGUGUAAAUAUGAAAGCAAUCACAACCAAUUCUAAAGUGACGACUGAUAUUGCAAUGCAAUUUAUUUUUGUACUUCUCUGUGCAGUAAUUUGGUAUGAGAACAGUUUGGAGUAUAUCGAGUGUGAAAAACAGAAGAGUAGCUUCUCACCAGAAGCAAAUUUCCCACCCAGGGACCAUUGUAAAACAGAUAAUAAAAUCAGGAGUUGU